Mollisia scopiformis is the source of this 581-nucleotide messenger RNA. RefSeq lists its product as uncharacterized. The transcript is spliced from 4 exons. The coding region runs from base 69 to 440 and encodes 123 amino acids. NCBI's taxonomy places the organism in Eukaryota, Fungi, Ascomycota, Leotiomycetes, Helotiales, Mollisiaceae. The record is from RefSeq and is a predicted model, not a curated record.
GACGGAUGCCACGAUAUCAUAAAUAACUCUCGACUCUUUACAUUCAAUCAAUCGAUUAAUCAAUCAUCAUGGUUUUCGGCUGGGGAGAAUCUCAAGAUGCCUACCAACAAGCCCAAAGCGGUGACGUCAACCAGGCAAGCUUCGGCCACGAAGCUCUAGCUGGCGCUGCAUCAUUCGGAGCCUUCAAGGUCUUCGAAGACCGUCAGCGUGCCGAGGGUAAACCCGUCUCUCAUCAGUUCGCGAAAGAAAUGCUUGUUGGCCUCGUGGGUGGAGAGGUCGAUAAGCUGGCGGAGACGAAGGGUAUGGAUUGGGUUGACAAGGAAAAAGCGAAGCGUCACGCAAAGGAGAAUGUGCAGAAUAUGUAUGAUCAGCAGUAUGGUGGGAAUGAUCAAUAUGAUCCUAACCAGCAAGAUACUAACCAAGCUCUCAAUAACUACUAAGAAAAGAAUGCAGGAGGCUUGGGAUUUUAUGAUAGGGAAAUGUAUUGUGCUUCCCAUUGGAUACUCAAAAGCCCUUCUUGUUGGUCCUUCUUGUUGGUUCUUAGAUGACAUUCAAUGUGGAAAGCUGUAUCUAUUCUCUCG